UCCGGCUACCAGAUGCCAUAAAUGCUACGUGUCAACCCAGCGGAUGGGGCAUACAGAUCGACAUGCACCGUCUAGAGCGUGUGUUUCCAAACUCUAUAACCUCGGACAUAAUUCUCGGAACUGCCGAUUGCUUUGGUUCUCUUAACGGACAUGUCUUAGAAUUUAACUAUGACAUGCGUAGCUGCGGAACAAAAGAAACAACACUUGAUUUCACAAAUGUAUACACAAAUCAUGUGAUCUACGCGUAUCACGAUCCUGUGCAUCCACAUAUAAUUCGAAACUACAACUGGACGGUGACUUUGAUCUGUGAAAUCAUGCGGAAUGGUUCUACUAUUCUCGAUUUCAACCCUUCACAUCCCAACAACACUGGUCCUGGCAUCGAUAACUUGGCAAACUACACUGUUAUCAGGCUUUCUACUCUGACGCUGGAUUUACCCAUCAGUUGCCCAGUCAUCCGUUACAACUAAGUGUUAACACAGAGACCUACUUCAAAGUGUAUACAUCUGAAGCGGGCUCAGGCAACAAGAUGGUCGUCCAGUCCUGUUUUGCAACGCCGACGCAAGACUCAAUCGUUGGACCAAAAUUCCCACUGAUAACAAAUGGUUGCGAAGCGGACCCCAGUGUUCAUAUUUUAGCCUUCGAAAACGUUGAAACCAGGUUCAAGUUUCGAGUGUUUGCCUUCGACAACAAUAACCGAGGUCUUUUCAUUCACUGCAGCACUAAAUUGUGC
Mercenaria mercenaria is the source of this 730-nucleotide messenger RNA. RefSeq lists its product as uncharacterized. Lineage: Eukaryota; Metazoa; Mollusca; Bivalvia; Venerida; Veneridae. The coding region runs from base 63 to 467 and encodes 134 amino acids. The record is from RefSeq and is a predicted model, not a curated record. The transcript is spliced from 4 exons.